Saccostrea cuccullata (small rock oyster) is the source of this 525-nucleotide messenger RNA. RefSeq names its product microfibril-associated glycoprotein 4-like. The transcript has 4 exons. Bases 1 to 525 code for a protein of 174 amino acids. Lineage: Eukaryota; Metazoa; Mollusca; Bivalvia; Ostreida; Ostreidae. The record is from RefSeq and is a predicted model, not a curated record.
AUGGGCGCUCUCUGUGUAAUUAUUUUAGCUUUGGUCUUUUUUGCAAAGUGCCAAUCUACCAUUAUUUCGAGGAAAUAUACCGCACAACUGCAAAUUGAUGAACAGAAUUUAAAUGAAGACCUUUUAGGGGAGCACGACUCUUCAUCAGUUAUAGUGUGUGCAGCGUGUUGCCAAAAGGAGUGUAGUUUUUAUGGGUUUAAUCCGCAGAAGAAGAAAUGUCGGACCCACACGAAGAUAAUUAAGUCGGGGAUGUUUACUGAGGCUGGCUGGAGAUACUACUCACUCAUUCCAAUAGACUGUAAGGACCUUCAAGCAGAUGGACAGUUAAAUUCAGGGGUGUAUGAAAUCUACCCCUAUGGAACCAUCACAAGUCCUGUCCAGGCAUACUGCGAUAUGACCAAAAUGGGCGGGGGAUGGACGGCAAUCCAAAAAAGAAUAACUGGAUCCCUGGAUUUUGACAGGAACUGGAGGGAAUAUAAAAACGGAUUUGGUUUACCAGAACAGGAGGUCUGGGUUGCUCGUUAA